UGUAACCACCCUUUUCAGCACUUGCUGUGCACAUCCUAGUCUCAAGCGCCUGGUAAUCACUGUAAAGAAACAUGGCUGAACAAAAGGCAGACAUAGCUUUGAUCGGUUUGGCUGUUAUGGGUCAAAACCUGAUCCUAAACAUGAACGAUCAUGGAUUUGUGGUCUGUGCCUUUAACAGAACUGUUGAAAAAGUUGACAGAUUUUUAGCAAAUGAAGCUAAAGGUACGAAAGUCAUCGGUGCCAAGUCAAUGGAAGAUAUGGUAUCCAAGUUGAAGAAACCAAGACGGGUCAUGAUGCUGGUUAAAGCUGGUUCUGCUGUGGAUGAUUUCAUUGCACAGCUGGUUCCACUUCUGGAGCCAGGUGACAUUAUCAUUGAUGGAGGAAACUCUGAAUACAGAGAUUCAAUUAGACGCUGCAAGGAGCUAGAAUCCAAAAAAUUGUUGUUUGUUGGGAGUGGAGUGAGUGGUGGUGAAGAUGGUGCCCGUUAUGGUCCUUCUCUUAUGCCAGGAGGAUCAGAUGCAGCAUGGGCACACAUCAAACCAAUCUUUCAGUCAAUAGCUGCUAAAGUUGGAUCUGAGCCAUGCUGUGACUGGGUUGGAGGAGAUGGUGCUGGUCACUUUGUCAAAAUGGUUCACAAUGGUAUUGAAUAUGGAGAUAUGCAGCUGAUCUGUGAAGCCUAUCACCUCAUGAAGAAUGCCCUUGGCAUGUCAACAGAUGAAAUGAGCAAGGUCUUUGUGGAUUGGAAUAAGGGAGAGCUAGACUCAUUCUUGAUUGAAAUUACCAAAGACAUUCUUGCCUACAAGGAUUCUGACGGCUCACCUCUGGUUGAAAAAAUUAGAGAUUCUGCUGGCCAGAAAGGAACUGGCAAAUGGACAGCAAUUUCAGCCUUAGAAUAUGGAAUGCCAGUCACUCUCAUUGGUGAGUCUGUGUUUGCUCGUUGCCUCUCCUCGCUACAGGCAGAGCGUGUUGAAGCCAGUUCACAUCUCAAAGGACCUGCUACCUCAAAGUAUACAGGAGAUAAAAAGGAAUUUAUUGAACAUAUUAGAAAGGCUCUGUAUGCAUCGAAGAUUGUGUCCUAUGCUCAGGGCUUCAUGUUGAUGAGGGAGGCAGCCAAAGAGUUUAAUUGGACAUUGAAUUAUGGCGGUAUUGCUCUCAUGUGGAGGGGAGGCUGCAUCAUAAGGAGUGUUUUCCUGGGUAACAUCAAGGAUGCAUUUAUCAAGAAUCCUUCUCUUCAGAAUCUGUUGUUAGACGAUUUCUUCAAAGAUGCCAUUCACAAUUGCCAGGAUUCUUGGCGAAAAGUGGUUGCUGCUGCUGUGACUCUUGGGAUACCUACUCCAGCAUUCAGCACAGCACUUGCCUUUUACGAUGGCUAUAGAUCGGCCCGCCUUCCAGCCAAUCUUAUUCAGGCGCAACGUGACUAUUUUGGUGCCCAUACUUACGAGUUGCUAAGCAAACCCGGUCAUUUUGUGCACACCAACUGGACUGGGCAUGGAGGCUCCGUAUCCUCAACCACCUACCAGGCCUAAUCAGCGAGGGACUCAAAACACGGAGAAUGAUGAGCGACAAAUGGUUUUAAUUGUAGCGCCGUAAUUUGUCCUUGUUGCAGUCCAGUAAAUCAUCACUCUCCCAUACGUAAUUCAGUAUUUCAAUGUUAGCUAUGAAAAAAAAUUUGCAACAGUAGUGUUUUAGAAGUAAUUCGCAGCAAGGAAUUAAACAGGAGGCUAAAACACCAUCAACUGUUAAAGGAAAUUAAACAUUUGGUUUUCUAAA
This is a messenger RNA of Pocillopora damicornis (cauliflower coral), 1770 nucleotides long. Its product is annotated as 6-phosphogluconate dehydrogenase, decarboxylating. NCBI's taxonomy places the organism in Eukaryota, Metazoa, Cnidaria, Anthozoa, Scleractinia, Pocilloporidae. The record is from RefSeq and is a predicted model, not a curated record. Gene Ontology annotation, molecular function: phosphogluconate dehydrogenase (decarboxylating) activity; NADP binding. Gene Ontology annotation, biological process: pentose-phosphate shunt.